AUGUCUGGCCCAGGAUUGAAGCCGCCGCCGCAUGUUUGGGGUGAGGCUGCACUCCCCUCGGAGGAAGAGAUCCACAGUCUGGGGGUGCUCCUGGAGCGCUACUGGAUGAACAAAUGGCAGCUGCAGCCAGGCGUGUCUGAACACCUGCGACUGGCCAGACAAGGUCUGGCAACUGUGAGGCGUGCCCUGGUGACAUCUGGACUGCUGCAGUGCGCUCCGCAUGGGACUGCCCUUGAGAAGCGUUCAGGGGCCUCUCCGGUUCCCAGGCUCAAUGCAGGCGCUGGCCGCGACCUUCCGAGCCCCACGUGGUUUGGGACCAACCCACCGGAAGGACCGCCUCGGUCCCCUAGGAACCCCUAUUCCCAACCGGGGCAGUCGUCUUCAGAGGGGCCGGAAGUGACGUCCCAGCGUCGCGACUCUCUUCCGCCGCGUCCUGGCGGCGACUUCCGGCCGCGGUGGCGAUGGAGACGGCGGCGGCGGCGGCGUCGGGGGAGCCGGGCGAGCGGUGGGCGCCGGUGGGGGCGGUGGCGGAGGAGGAGGAGGGGGGCGGCGGCGGGGGCGGCCUGCUCCUCCUCGUCCUCCCCGCCGCCCUCGUCGCCGUCCUCCCCGCGGUGGCUGCGGGCGGAGCGGCGGCGUCUGCACGCGGCGCUGCUGGCCCUGGCCUCGCACUUCGCGCAGGUGCAGUUCCGGCUGCGGCAGGUGUCCCGCGCGGGGCCGGCCCAGCAGCAGCGCCUCCUGCGCGAGCUCGAGGAGUUCGCCUUCCGCGGCUGCCCCGGCUCCGGCCUGGCUGUUUCUUCCAUGGGCUCAGGGAAUAGAAGUGAGCACGAGAAGCAGGAACAGCUAGAAGCUCGGAAGGAGAAGCAGCGAGAGCUCAUCUUGGAACUGAAGGCCCAGCUGGAUGACCUGGAAACGUUUGCCUACCAGGAGGGCAGUUAUGACGCGUUGCCCCAGUCGAUGGUCGUGGAGAGGCAGCAGGUGAUCAUAGAGGAGCUGAUCAAGAAGCUGGACAUGAACUUGAGCGAGGACAUCGCCUCUCUGUCCCCGGAAGAGCUGCGUCAGCAGGUGGAUGUCGCUGUGGCGCAGAUUGUCAACCCAGCACGUGUGAAAGAGCAGCUUGUGGAGCAGCUGAAGACCCAGAUCCGGGACCUGGAAAUGUUUAUCAAUUUCAUCCAAGAAGAAGGCAGCAGCCCAGGGAAACCAGAAGGUGGGCAUUGUGAGUGUUCCAGUGGAAAGGCUGGAAGAGACACCUGCAAGCCAAAGACUUGGGAGCCUCGCAGGAACAACAAAGUGAACCCAGAAGACGCUCACAGGAUGCGAGAGACAGGACUGCAUCUCAUGCGACGCAUGCUUGCCGUGCUGCAGAUCUUUGCUGUGAGCCAGUUUGGCUGUGGGGCUGGGCAGAUCCCUCGCCAUCUGUGGCAGAAGCAUCAAGCGGACAUGGAAUAUUCACCCUUGGUGAAGAAGCUGGAGGUGGCCGUGGCCCACGUGAGGCAGCUGGCCCAGAAGUCCCAACUAGGAGAGCUGGAGCACGUCAUCAACUUCUCGGGGUUGCAAAACGUGGGCAAGUGGGAUGAGCUGACGAUGGCUGUGCGCAAGGAGCUGACGAUUGCUGUGCGGGACCUGCUAGCCCACGGCCUCUAUGCCCCGUCCCCUGGGAUGAGCCUGGUCCUGGCCCCCAUUGCCUGUCUCCUGCCGGUGCUGAACUCUUCCCCUCAGGCCAUGCAUCCCUGGGAGCUCUUUGUGAAGUAUUACCAGUCCAAGAAUGGCCGUGCCUUUGUGGAGUCCCCAGCUCGUAAACUCUCUCAGUCCUUUGCUCUGCCGGUAAUGGGCGGGGGGCCCGUCACCCCGAAGCAGAGCCUCCUGUCAGCCAUCCACACAGUCCUGUCGGAGCACGACCCGUUCAAGCGCAGUGCGGACUCGGAGCUGAAAGCCCUCGUGUGCCUGGCUCUCAACGAGCAGCGCCUGGUUUCCUGGCUCAAUCUUAUCUGCAAGUCCGGGGCCCUGAUCCAGGCCCACUACCAGCCCUGGAGCUACAUGGCCCAGACAGGGUUUGAAGGAGCCCUCAACCUCCUCAGCCGCCUCAGCAGCCUGCGCUUCAGCCUCCCCGUGGACUUGGCAGUGCGGCAGCUGAAGAACAUAAAGGACGCCUUUUGAGUGGCUGAAGCCCCACCUCGG
This is a messenger RNA of Euleptes europaea (tarantolino), 2175 nucleotides long. RefSeq names its product RUN domain containing 1 (gene RUNDC1). Lineage: Eukaryota; Metazoa; Chordata; Lepidosauria; Squamata; Sphaerodactylidae. The record is from RefSeq and is a predicted model, not a curated record.